Molecule: messenger RNA, 2878 nt
Organism: Stegostoma tigrinum
Lineage: Eukaryota; Metazoa; Chordata; Chondrichthyes; Orectolobiformes; Stegostomatidae
Product: insulin-like growth factor 2 mRNA-binding protein 2
Exons: 13
Coding region: 1038-2546 (502 amino acids)
Biological process (GO): nervous system development; regulation of gene expression
Cellular component (GO): cytosol; cytoplasm; nucleus
Molecular function (GO): mRNA 3'-UTR binding
Source: RefSeq, a predicted model, not a curated record
GGGGAACGUGGAGCGGAUGAGAGAAUCGGGGAGACAGUGGUCCCUCCGGAAAGCAGAUAAGGGUGGGGACGGAAAAAAUGUCUUUGGUGGUGGAGUCGGGAUGCAGAUGGUGGAAGUGCCGGAGGAUGAUGCUUUGGAUUCGGAGGUUGGUGGGGUGGUGGGGACCAUGUUUUGGUUGUUAUUACAGACCUGUUCCCACCAGUAUUGUAUCCCAGUGUUGUAUCAUGGCAGACCUGCCCACACCAAUACUGUACCCCAGUGAUAUACAAUCACAGACCUGUUCCCACCAUUACUAUACACUAGUGUUAGAAAGUCACAGAACUAUCCCCACCAGUACUGUAGCCCAGCAUUAUACAGCGACAGACCUGUCCUCAGCUGUACUCUCUGAACAACAAAGGGAGCUCAUGAACAUCACACCUGAAAACGACAUUGUAAUGUUACAUGUAUUCACAUUGAGCAUGCCUCAGGCAGCUGCUGUAUGUGGGCCUGGACUGUGACUGUUUCGUAACCCUCUGUACUUUGUCGUAUCAAAGCAUUGUUCCUCAGUGAAAUGCAGGUGAGCAAUCAGAACACGUUAGUUGUGGAUCUCCAUCCAACAGGGUAGAGUGCAGACUGUUCGACUCGAUGUGAUGUGUUUUUGUUUCCUUGUUUUUCUCUCGAUUUAUUUCCACACUCCUUUUUGGCUGAUGAGACACAUUGUACAGUCAAGUGAUCCAUGCGAGAGCCACCAACUGGACACCGAUGAGGGAGCUAUUAUACCCUCUGAGGGGGCACGGUGUAAACCCUCUCCGGGGGCCUGGGGUUUAACGUGCCACCUGGAAGAUAGUUCCUGCGACAGUGCUGCAGUUCAUCAGUGAUGCAGCAGACCGGUGCCUGAGCCCCACGUCAGUCUGUCUCUUGAGGCAGGACUGUUGCUGACUGACCUCUCGCAGGCUGCUGGCAGAGGACUGAAAUGGGCAAGUGCAGUUGAGAAGCUGAAUGGACACCAGUUUGAAAGGUACGCGCUGAGGGUCUCCUACAUCCCUGACGAGGAGGCCAUGCAGCCCCCGGCCCCGAGGGUGCGGCGCGGGCCCGGGGGCCGCUCCAGCCGGGAUCACGGCCACUCGCCCGGACCCCCGCCCCUGCCCAAGCAGAUGGACGUGCCCCUCCGCAUCCUGGUGCCCACCCAGUUUGUGGGCGCCAUCAUCGGCAAAGAAGGACUGACCAUCAAGAACAUCACCCAGCAGACCCAGUCCAAAAUUGAUAUCCAUCGAAGAGAGAAUGCAGGAUCCGCAGAGAAAGCCAUCACCAUUCACUCCACAUCAGAGGGAUGUACAGCCGCGUGUCAAAUGAUUCUCAAAAUCAUGCACAAGGAGGCACUGGAAACCAAAUUUGCUGACGAGAUCCCGUUGAAAAUCCUCGCUCACAAUGGUUUCGUGGGACGGCUGAUUGGCAAAGAGGGACGUAACCUGAAGAAAAUGGAACAGGAAACAGAGACCAAAAUAACCAUCUCUCCGUUACAGGACUUGAUGCUGUAUAAUCCAGAGAGGACCAUCACUGUAAGGGGCAGCAUUGAAGCCUGCUCAAAAGCUGAAGUAGAAAUUAUGAAGAAACUCAGAGAGGCUUAUGAAAAUGACCUUGCUGCUAUGAAUCAACAAGCAAAUUUGAUCCCGGGGUUGAAUUUAAAUACCCUGGGGAUUUUCUCAUCCGGACUGCCAGUACUUCCAUCGACAAGUCGGCCCCGUGGAGCUGCCUCUUCCUACAGUCCGUUCGCGAGUCAACUGUGCUACCCUGGUGCCCUGUACAAUACACCUGCAGUCGGUACAAUGACCCAGCUGUAUUCUUCAUCUCCUUCCCAGCAGACGUCGGAGCAGGAGGUUGUGCACUUGUUCAUCCCAACCCAAGCCGUGGGCGCCAUCAUCGGGAAGAAAGGUCAGCAGAUCAAGCAGCUGUCCAAGUUUGCUGGAGCAUCGAUCAAGAUAGCUCCUCCUGAGGGACCCGAAGCAAAUGAGAGGAUGGUGAUUAUCAUCGGUUCGCCAGAGGCUCAGUUUAAGGCUCAAGGCCGAAUCUAUGGCAAGCUGAAGGAGGAGAACUUCUUUAGCCCGAAGGAAGAGGUCAAACUGGAGGCAAACAUCAAGGUCCCAUCCUCCACAGCCGGAAGGGUCAUUGGCAAAGGAGGCAAGACGGUGAAUGAGCUGCAAAACAUCACAAGUGCCGAGGUGAUUGUACCCCGGGAUCAGACACCAGACGACAACGACGAGGUCAUUGUGAAAAUAAUUGGGCAUUUCUUUGCCAGUCAGGUCUGGCAGUUAUUUGUAGAUGAGAAGUGGAGACUUUGGGAGGAUCUUGGCAAGGUGCUCAACGUCAUCAAUAAUGUAUUUUUGGCUACGAAGAACAUCGCAGUGUCUGCCUUCAGAGGAGACAGCUCAGCGAAAAAUUCGAGAGAUUGUACAAAAAGCAAAGCAUCAGGAGCAGAAACAGGCAGGAGGCAUUGCUUCACAGUGCAGCAAGUGAAGCAGGAUGGAGCCGGGGAUGAGAGGAGCAAUUGUAGCCCUUCUGACAUAUGAAGAUGAGACACAGACAGGAUGGGAACAAACCAAAGAAACAACAAAACAAAUGAAACAAAACAAAAACCACAAACAGAUGCGGAGAGGAUGUUUCCCAACCAGUGGUCGUGACUGUGCCGAUACAGCAAGAGGUUUUUGAAAAUGGAGAGAGCAGUGACUGGCAGCAGUCCUCCCAGACUUUCUGGACAAUCUCUUGCUUUGCCCUGGUUUGUCUUGAGUAACCUGGCUGAAUCAUAGACCAUUCAGGGAAUUGAGCAGGCACUUGGGCUGUGGUAGUGUUAAUAGGGUUUUUUUAAUAUAAUAAAAUUGAAACUAGUUCUGGUUUAACGCUG